This is a messenger RNA of Ostrea edulis (European flat oyster), 5055 nucleotides long. RefSeq names its product putative mediator of RNA polymerase II transcription subunit 26. NCBI's taxonomy places the organism in Eukaryota, Metazoa, Mollusca, Bivalvia, Ostreida, Ostreidae. Gene Ontology annotation, molecular function: peptidase inhibitor activity. Gene Ontology annotation, cellular component: extracellular region. The transcript is spliced from 5 exons. The record is from RefSeq and is a predicted model, not a curated record. Bases 170 to 4432 code for a protein of 1420 amino acids.
AGUCCUCUUCUCGCGGUUCUUUAGUCUGCUCUCGCGUUAUUUCAGUAGUGAAAGUCUGACGUCUUAAAAUUUUCACGUGAGGCAGGGCACAAUUUUGCUGGGAAGAAAUGUAAUUUUGUGAAUUGUAUUCAUAUUCAGUGAUUUCUGUGAAAUUCUGUGCGGAUAAAAGAUGGCGCCUUUGUUUACUGUAUUCAUUCUGUUCUGCAUUUCGGUGAAUGGACAGCUGAAUGGUCAACUGCAAUACGCUGUGAAAUCCGGUUCCUGUCCUACAAAUAUCUGUGUGUCUGUAUUCGACAAUGGCUGCCAGAGUGAUAUGAACUGUCCUGGAGAAAUGAAAUGUUGCGCCAACAAAUGCGGUAAAUCUAUGUGUAUGCCACCGAGAAGUUCCGAACAAUUUCAUAGAAAUUCCGAACAAUUAAGUCAUCCCCAUGAACAGCUGCACGUGUCGUUUGUGCAGGAUACUGCAGUGGAAUAUCCUGACCACUGUUACUACAACAGUCAGUGGUACUAUCCAGGACAGAAUCUGAUCAGCAGGGAGGGUAAUGUUUGUACCUGUAUGAACCGUGACAAGAUCGUCUGUUCACAAGGAAACAACAAUAACAACAAUCAUGUCAACAACAACAACAACAACCAGGUCAAUAACAACAAUCAUGUCAACAACAACAACCAGGUCAAAAACGUUGCCCAGGAAAUGUCCAAUCCGAUCCAGUCAAAUUUUCGUAUGGGGCCAGACACAUGGCAAUCACCGCAAUCAUGGACAACAUCAGCACCGCAGUGGGAGACCCCGGUACCUCAUUGGGAAACUCCGGUACCUCAAUGGGAAACUCCAGAACCUCAGUGGAACAAUAUCCUCCCUCAAAUGGAGGCUACACCCCAACAGGCACAAAUCUACAUUCAAGAUGUUAACAAUAAGCAGAUUAUUAGCGGAUCACAGCAAAGUUCCAGGAAUACAUACCAGAAUGUGGAGGAGAUACUUGGUACUCAGAGCCCAGCCUUCUUUCAAGCGAGUCCAGUAAAAGAGGCUCAAGCUAAUAGCGUUAUAAACGGUCAAUCAUAUUUUCAGAAUCCUUAUGGAUCAGCCAGUUUGCAGCAAUCUCUGUAUGAAAAGGGUUUCCCCAGGUCGGACAAAUCUGGUUCUGUGCAACCCAAUGAGCACAAAUCGGAUGUGAACGGAGAAUCGUGGAUGUAUCAACCUAUGAACGGAAAUAUAAAAUUUGGGUUACCCAGUGAGAAUGGAGGAAAUGUAUUCCAGGGUCCGCUCACCACCGAUAUUACUGUGAUCUCAGGCGGCGGGGACCUGCAAUCGAGUGGAGUCGGCGUGAGUAAGGACUACCAAACCUGGGAAAGAACCACCACUCCCUUACCGUGGUACCUCAACACAGGAGUUAGUAAAAAUAUUGUGGAGCAUAUAGACAUUGGUUUACUAGAAGGUCAAAAUCAAGAUAAUCACAUACAACAUAAUCAUAAUUCAGGAUUUCCCGAGGAGCAAAUUCAGAGACUUCAGGAACCAGGACAAUCCGAAGCUUAUUCCGGUUUUGGAUUUGAAGUCAAUCAACAACAAAGUAUACACGAGACAGGAUCCAAUCAGGGUCACUUAGAAACCAGGCAGGCUGGGUCUAACAAUGCUUUUUCUAACAUUCAGCAGCAACAAGAUAAGGUGAAUAGUCUAACUCAUGCUAAAUCACCAAACCAACAGAAUCGUCAAGAGGUCCAACAAGAAAUAAUGCCUUUAAAAACGUUGGUGCAAGACCAAUCUUUCAACCAAGACCAAUCUUUCAACCAAGACCAAUCUUUCAACCAAGGUCAGACUUUCAACCAAGGUCAGGCUUUCAACCACAACAAUGUUCGUAAAGAAGGCCAGCCUCCCAGACGCGGGCAGGAUCUCAAUCAAGGCCAACCAAUAAGUGGGAGGGAAUCAAAUAACUUUCAGUUCCAGAAUUAUUCACCAGGGGGAAACGCUGGACUUGGUCAAAACGCACAGACAAACUUCAAUUCAAUGCAGCAGGAUUCCAGAGCUGCAUUCGGUGAUUUUGGAACAAACACAGAAGGACAAAUGCAAUCGAGACCUCGAAAUACUCAGCAGUUAUCCCUUACUCCCGGACACAAUCAAGCUGUCCAAGUAAGGGACAACAUUCCUAAUAACAAUAAACCAUAUACAAGCAAUGCCGAAAGUCAGAUCAGAGGUGAAAACGACCGUCUGCAACAAAAGCAAAAUUUUCAACAUAAUUUGAAUGCAAAUGUAAAGUUUACGAGUAAACCCUUUUAUCCACAGAUGUCACAGAGUCAGCCAGUUCAAAAACAACAGAGUUUGGAGUCCAAAUAUGAUCGAUAUAGGGAGACCAACCCUGCAAAUGAUAAUGCAAAACAUUUUAGUCAAAUGAGAAGGGUUGCAAAUCCCCAGACUGGAAACCCGUGGCAGAAUUCAGACAAGGUGAACCAAGUGAUUGAAAAAUCUGAGAAAGGGAUAUUUUCACGUAAUUCCAAAAUCAGUGCACAUAAAAUGUUAAACGACAACAGCAGGAAAACAUUCACUUUUAACAAUGGACGACCGCAAACCAAUAUCAACAAAGCGAUUAGUUUUGAAGCUAUGCGCAAUGAGAAUGACUUAAGAAUAUUUAAUCGUCAACAAUCGAGGGCUACCCCAUUUUCUUUAAAAACCUUUGAGUCUAGUAAUCCGGCUCGAAUGGAUCAUACGGUUUCCGUUCCUCAAAAAGACCCCUCUCAGUUAGAUUUCUCCGUGAAACACUCUAGUAAGAAUGAGUACACGAAGACAAAACCAGGUGUUCAGGGGAAACAGUUGAUGAAAGAAAUCAUCAUAGAAACUACAGUCCCCCCAGCAACUACAACGAAAAGUUUCAUACAGUUUUUGAAAGAAGUUUUGGAGCAGAGGGAGUUAGUCAAGAGUAAAAUGGAAGUAUCUCCGAUAGAGGACCAUACCGAAAUGGGAAAAAGUAAAGCAACAACACUCUCAACGUCGCCAAGCACAGAAUCACCAACAACGCACAAGAAACCAACAAAAGCCCCAUCAACGACUACCUCCACGUCAGCAAUACCACUGACAGUGACAUCAGCAAUACCAUCUACCACAUCUUCUGCUACUACUUCAUUUUCUACAGCUAUUUACACAACAACAAUAACCGAUUCCAUUGCAACAACAAAACGCAGAGAUACAAACAAAUCGACCAUAAAGCUGGAUUUAGAUCAAACUCCUCGCACACUUCGAUCUCUUUUAGCCGGAAUAGAGAAACAUACCACAGUUAAGAUAAAAAUCCUGCCUUCCCCUGAUGGAUCCCAACGGGGUGAGACAACAAUUAUAUAUGCUACUCCUAAAUCCAAGAUCAAUCCAACUACCUCGCCAGCAACUACGACAUUUAAGUACGUUGACUCUCAGAGUGGGUCCACAACUGACCUGGUGGAAAAUCCUCCGCCUUCAACAGAAACAAAACCACCGCGCAUAAAAAUCAUGACCGAGGGUACGACACCUCCGAUCUUUACCACUACCAUGGUUAACACGACCGUCAGUUCUGCCUCGAUAACACCGAACUUUGAACAUGCGGGUGAGAGAAGUAGAGGGACGACUAAUUCCCACUUCUCUCACUUCCAGUUCACGGACAGCGCCACCCAACGAAUGGAUGUGGUGGACCAAACAAAGGAUAUACUCCUGGAUAGUGGUCCUACCACAGCAAGGGCUGUACCAGCGAGUACUGAACAAUGGUAUCAAGAAACACCAGUUGUAUACUCCAGAACAUCCCAUGUUGAUGGUAAAGCUACUGACCCGAAUCAGGUGCAAAUUCCUAGACAACGUCCUACAAAUCUUAGCAAUCAAGACACUCUACCCGCCAAUGCAACCUUCUUCGAAAGGAUUAUAUAUCUGAAACGUCAGAUGGAAGUGAGACAGAAUCCGCUAGCUGCUCUGCAGAAAUAUGGAAAUCCUUCUUCUAACAUGCUUCAUCUGAUAAAAUUACUUCCAAAGAACAACCAAAACCCCAUGGCCGCAAAAAAUGUUGCGCAGUUAUACACUGUGAAAGAUCGACCUGUGCCCAAAACAACUACCUUAUCUCCACCGUCUACCACCACCACUACAACCACCACCACCUCGACAACUGAACAGCCCACACUGCCAACAGGAGCCACUGAGUUUUCCUUUUUUGAACAUCCUGCUGCAAACAUCAAAGAGUCAUCAAAACCCAACAUAAAGAAACAAACAUCUGCCGCAAAACAAGCCGCUGAUGUACAGAAAAAGCCUGCUGCGAAAAACACAGGACGGGCACCAAAAAAGGGAAGAAAACCUCCGUCAAGAUCGCAGAGAAAAAAGAAAAAUAAACAGUGUGUUUAUUUCGGGAAGGUUUAUAAAGUUGGGAAAAGAUUUAGGAACAACAAAGGACAGCGAUGUAGAUGCCAGAGAAACGGGAGGGUUAAAUGUAGGCGAUAGACCAAGACUGUUUGUAGAUUUCAUUGUCUGUCUCUGUUAAAUGUCGGCGAUAGACCAAGACUGUUUGUAGGUUUUAUUGUCUGUCUCUGUUAAAUGUCGGCGAUAGACCAAGACUGUUUGUAGGUUUUAUUGUCUGUCUCUGUUAAAUGUCGGCGAUAAACCAAGAUUGUAAAUUUCAUUGUCUCUUUCUGUUUGUAAAUGUCGGCGAUAGACCAAGACUGUUUGUAGAUUGCAUUGUCUGUCUCUGGUCUCAAAGAGCUUAUUUCCUUGAUGCAGUGAUGAAAUGAUACACCACACGACUAACUGUGUUUCCUUUCAUGUAUAAUUCAUAAUAUUACACGCCUUCAAUUUCUACUUCUACUGUUUCCCCAAACAGGGAGUGAGUUUUUUUUUCGCUAUAGAUAUUUCUUCUUUUAUCACCAACAGUGAGUUAACAGUGUUGUAUUAUCAACUAUUAUGUAACAGUGUUUACCUUAUCAAUUGAAGUCUCUUGUUGAAUUCAACGAAGCACAGAACACAAGGAUAUUGUUUGAUGUGAAAUUCUGCUGCAUAUUCAUGAUGAUGGAAGACGCAUGCACUUUAUCCAGUUAGAUUAUGAAAUAGAGGAAUAUGAUACAAACGUC